Messenger RNA from Theobroma umbraticum, 1895 nucleotides. RefSeq names its product glyoxylate/hydroxypyruvate reductase HPR3-like. Lineage: Eukaryota; Viridiplantae; Streptophyta; Magnoliopsida; Malvales; Malvaceae. Gene Ontology annotation, molecular function: NAD binding; glyoxylate reductase (NADPH) activity; hydroxypyruvate reductase [NAD(P)H] activity. The record is from RefSeq and is a predicted model, not a curated record. Gene Ontology annotation, cellular component: cytosol.
GUUAUGUCUCCCCAUUAUGCUGUUUUUACAAGGGAAUCGUUUGAAGAUCAGCGUAAACUCGUGGUCGGGAACUUGGAAGCUUUCUUCUCAAAUGAACCCUUACUGACUCCUGUUGUUCUGGAUGAUCCACCACAUUUCUCAGGAAAUUUGUUCUUGCUGAUAUAGCUGGUCAUGCCCUGCUGCUAAGCUGAAAUAGAUGGUUUUUUGUUGACGUUCUCAUGGUCUUUAGGCAAUCUCAUCUCAUUUAUCAUCAUCAUCACCACCAUCUCUUUCCCUCAUUUAGUAGAAACUGGUCAUAUGCUAAGAGGUUGGUCGCUCUAUUCCUCUAUAAAUUCACAUGCUCGUUCGGGUGGAUGCAGGGUGAAAAGACUAAAGUAGUUGAGGAGAGGAGACGAGGACUAAGUGCUGGUGCAUUGUCAUUAACUUUAACCCUUAUGUCUUCCAAAUUUACCGGAGCAAAUCGUGGCGUUCAUUUUAGCGACUACAGAUUGGUGAAUUGAGAUCAGAAAAAUAAAUAAAAAAAAGCCUGGCUGUCCUGUCGUGACUGCAUAUGUCUCAUGUGCGCCGGACGCUCACCAUACAUCAAGCCGACGACCACUUCCUGCCAGCAAUCUGAUGCAAAUCCCAGAGUUUCCACUCGCUUCACUCCCAAUUUCGCAGGGCUGAAACCGACGACAAUGGCACCUGAAAACCCAUCUCUUCCUUCCGAAAACGACUUGCCAUAUGUCCUGAUCCUUAAACCCCCGCCAUCUUUCGUCAUCUUUGGGGAACAUUUCUUCAACUCCACCAAAUUCCGUUUCCUGAAGGCAUACGAAUCUCCACUCCCUCUUGCCCACUUCUUGCUCGCUCACGCUCAGUCCGUACAAGCCAUUCUCUCAUCUGGUGGCGCUCCUGUCACCGCCGAUACCAUCCGCCUCAUGCCCCUCCUGCGUUUGGUCGUCACCACUAGCCAAGGCCUUAACCACAUCGACCUCUCCGAGUGCCGACGCCGUGGCAUCGUCGUCGCUAGCGCUGGAACCAUUUACUCCGCUGAUUGUGCGGAUUCCGUGGUGGCGUUGUUGAUUGACGUUUUGAGGAAGGUUUCGGCUGCGGACCGCUUUGUCAAGCAAGGGCUCUGGUCUUCCCAAGGAGAGUUCCCUCUUGGCUCUAAGCUUGGAGGUAAGCGAGUGGGAAUUGUUGGAUUAGGAAGUAUCGGAUCAGAGGUUGCUAAAAGGCUGGAGGCAUUUGGCUGCUCUAUCUCUUACAAUUCAAGAAAGAAAAAACCAUUUUUCUCAUACCCUUUUUAUCCCAACGUUCGUGAACUGGCCGCAAACUGCGAUGCCCUUAUAAUUUGCUGUGCAUUAACUGAUGAAACGCACCACCUGAUUAACAAGGAAGUGUUGUCGGCGUUGGGGAAGGAUGGAGUCAUUAUUAAUAUAGCACGUGGACCCAUCAUCGAUGAGAAGGAACUGGUGCGGUGUUUAGUUGAGGGAGAGAUCCGAGGUGCUGGUUUGGAUGUGUUUGAGCACGAGCCUGAUGUUCCCAACGAGCUUUUUGCAUUGGAUAAUGUAGUUAUGUCUCCCCAUAAUGCUGUUUUCACAUGGGAAUCUUUUGAAGAUCUGCGUAAACUCGUGGUCGGAAACUUGGAAGCUUUCUUCUCAAAUGAACCCUUAUUGACUCCAGUUGUUCUGGAUGAUCAACCACAUUUCUCAGGGUAAAAUAAAACUGGAGUAACAGAGGAGACAAGGACUAAGAGCUGCUGCAUUGUCAUUAUUAAUUAACUUUGUCCUUAUGUCUUUCAAAUUGUAAGCUUGAAAAGUAGAAAUUGUAUUGAAUUGCUGGCGGCCUUUGUUAAAAACUAGAUAGAACCUCAUUUGGGUUAAAAAUAACGAACAUGGUUUACCAUUGUUUGCAAA